This is a messenger RNA of Saccharomyces mikatae IFO 1815, 1005 nucleotides long. RefSeq names its product palmitoyltransferase PFA3 (gene PFA3). Gene Ontology annotation, molecular function: protein-cysteine S-palmitoyltransferase activity. Bases 1 to 1005 code for a protein of 334 amino acids. Gene Ontology annotation, cellular component: endoplasmic reticulum; Golgi apparatus. Gene Ontology annotation, biological process: protein targeting to membrane; peptidyl-L-cysteine S-palmitoylation. Lineage: Eukaryota; Fungi; Ascomycota; Saccharomycetes; Saccharomycetales; Saccharomycetaceae. The record is from RefSeq and is a predicted model, not a curated record. The transcript has a single exon.
AUGAAUGAAAAUUUCUCGCUCACUAAGUUUUUUCCCAGGUGUUUGACAACAUGCCUAUAUGCCUGGACCACAUAUAUAACACUGACAAGAAUCCAUGAAAUACCGAAAUGGUUUCUCACGUUAACAAUAGUUGCGACAUUGACAGUAGCCUUGUACACGUAUUACAAAGUUAUUUCUAGAGGUCCUGGAUCUCCUUUAGAUUUCCCAGACUUAAUAGUCCAUGACCUUAAAGCAGCAGAAAAUGGUCUCGAACUUCCUCCAGAGUAUAUCUCAAAAAGGUGUAUGACCUUAAAACACGAUGGAAGGUUUCGAGUGUGCCAAGUAUGCCAUGUUUGGAAGCCAGAUCGCUGUCAUCAUUGUUCAUCGUGUGAUAUUUGUGUACUGAAGAUGGAUCAUCAUUGCCCGUGGUUCGCCGAAUGCACCGGUUUUAAGAAUCAGAAGUUUUUUAUUCAAUUUUUAAUGUACACUACAUGUUAUGCAUUCUUAGUUCUAAUUUACACCUGUUAUGAGCUCGGUACGUGGUUUAAUUCUGGUAGUUUUAACCGUGAAUUGAUUGACUUUCAACUAUUAGGUGUGGCGCUGUUAGCCGUUGCUGUCUUCAUUACUGUUCUAGCAUUUACCGUUUUCAGCAUUUAUCAGGUUUGUAAAAAUCAAACAACUAUCGAGGUACAUGGUAUGAGAAGAUACCGAAGGGAUCUCGAAAUCAUCAACGAUAGCUAUGGAACAAAUGUAUAUUCAGAGAAUGUAUUUGAUUUGGGUUCCUCAAUGGCCAACUGGCAAGAUAUUAUGGGUUCAUCUUGGUUAGAAUGGCUACUUCCUAUUGAGACCUACAAGUACAAAAAGUCCAAACAUACGAAGGAUGAAAAAGGUUUAUACUUUAAUGUAAGACCUGAAGUACAAGACCGAUUGUUGAGUAGUAGAUGCCUAGAAGAUCGCCUGUUGAGAAGAGUAACUCCAAGACCAUCAUUGGAAACUAAUAGGCCCUCCGUAGAAAUAUUGGUGUAA